GAUCACCAACUCACCCGUGGCAGACAUCGCGGUGGUCUGGGCCAAGUGUGAGGAUGGCAGGAUCAGAGGCUUCAUCCUGGAGCGUGGCAUGAAGGGCCUGGCAACGCCUAAGAUCGAGGGCAAGUUCUCUCUGCGGGCGUCGGCCACAGGCAUGAUCCUGAUGGACGAGGUGGAGGUGCCCCAAGAGAAUAUGUUGCCCAACGUCUCUGGACUGGCUGGUCCCUUCGGCUGCCUGAAUAACGCCCGCUACGGUAUCGCCUGGGGAGCUCUAGGUGCUGCCGAGUUCUGCUUCCACGCUGCCCGCCAGUACACACUGGACAGGAUCCAGUUUGGCGUGCCCCUGGCCAGGAACCAGCUGAUGCAGAAGAAGAUGGCUGACAUGCUGACAGAGAUCACCAUCGGCCUGCAGUCCUGUCUGGUCCUAGGCAGACUCAUCGAUGACAAGAAAGCGGCCCCUGAGAUGAUCUCCAUGCUGAAGAGGAACAGCUGUGGGAAGUCCCUGGACAUCGCCAGGCAGGCCCGAGACAUGUUGGGAGGCAACGGCAUCGCAGACGAGUACCACAUUAUCAGACACGUCAUGAACCUGGAGGCCGUCAACACAUACGAAGGUACCCAUGACAUCCAUGCCUUGAUCCUGGGCCGAGCCAUCACUGGACUGCAGUCAUUCACUGUUGAGAAGUAAACUCUCCUCCUUGUCCUAUUACAACGGACUGAAUAACGGACUUAAAGUAGACUGGGAAAGCCUUGAGCGACCCAUCUAUCUGCCUUCUGAGAAGUAAUCACUGAGGGUGUGUGCCUGACUGCUGAUGGACUUCCAUCCCCAAGUGCCUCUGUUUGGUGAGAGAAUAUUCAAGUAAAAGUCAACCUGAAAGAAACACUGGGUCCAAAUAUGAGACGGUUGUGUUUUGCUUAUGUACCUGUACUCAAUCAAUCGACGAUUGAAAUACAAUGUCAGCUUGAAUGCUGAUACAGUAGCUUCAGUCUCCUACUACGAAGUGAUGUCACAAUGGCAUGUAGCAUGUUGAUAAGGGAUCUGUAUAGAUUAGAAAAAUAUGUUAUGGAAUAAGUUAACUUAAUGGGUGAGAGGUUGUACAGUAUGUAUGUGUAUCUUUAGAGAUUUGUUUACAACUGGUCUAUUUGAUUUAUUUCUAGGUGAAAGAAAUGAACUGUACAUAAAGCAUAUUUUGAAAUUA
Messenger RNA from Oncorhynchus masou masou (cherry salmon), 1193 nucleotides. Its product is annotated as glutaryl-CoA dehydrogenase, mitochondrial-like. The transcript has 5 exons. Gene Ontology annotation, biological process: fatty acid beta-oxidation using acyl-CoA dehydrogenase; fatty-acyl-CoA biosynthetic process. The annotation marks the transcript as partial. Lineage: Eukaryota; Metazoa; Chordata; Actinopteri; Salmoniformes; Salmonidae. Gene Ontology annotation, molecular function: glutaryl-CoA dehydrogenase activity; flavin adenine dinucleotide binding; fatty-acyl-CoA binding. Gene Ontology annotation, cellular component: mitochondrial inner membrane. The record is from RefSeq and is a predicted model, not a curated record.